Rhineura floridana is the source of this 1989-nucleotide messenger RNA. RefSeq names its product G protein-coupled receptor 183 (gene GPR183). Gene Ontology annotation, biological process: G protein-coupled receptor signaling pathway. Lineage: Eukaryota; Metazoa; Chordata; Lepidosauria; Squamata; Rhineuridae. Gene Ontology annotation, molecular function: oxysterol binding; G protein-coupled receptor activity. Gene Ontology annotation, cellular component: membrane. The record is from RefSeq and is a predicted model, not a curated record. The coding region runs from base 100 to 1194 and encodes 364 amino acids. The transcript has 2 exons.
CUCUUAAGAACAACAUGCAAAGGAGAAGCAGUUGCACAAAUACAGGCACAACACAGAGGACUUAACAAACUACUGAUACUUCCUGGAGAUACAUCAGCUAUGGCAACAGUCUGGACCACUGUUGCUUCUACAAUCCAUCAGACUAAUGAUUCAGCCUGUGAUCUGUAUGAGCACAGAACUUCAGCACGUAUCUUAUUGCCUAUGUUCUACAGCAUUAUUUUCGUAAUAGGAAUACUUGGAAAUGGACUUGCUCUCACUGUAAUUAUUAAGAACAGAAAGAAGAUGAAUUCUACUACUAUUUACUCAACAAAUCUUGUUGUGUCAGAUAUUCUUUUUACUACGGCUUUGCCUGGAAGAAUAACAUACUAUGCACUGGGCUUUAACUGGCCACUUGGAGAAGCACUCUGCAGACUCACAGCACUCACCUUUUACAUCAACAUUUAUGCAGCUGUGAAUUUUAUGACAUGUUUGAGUAUUGACAGGUUUGUAGCUGUGGUCCACCCUAUGCGCACCAAAAUCAGAAGAGUUAAAUGUGCCAGAUACAUUUGUUGUUUUGUGUGGUGGCUUGUACUCGCCCAAACUAUUCCAUUACUUUUACAAACCAUGACACACAAGGAAGGAGAAAGUAUAACAUGCAUGGAAUAUCCAAACUUUGAAAAAAUUAAACAUCUCCCUUGGAUACUUCUUGGGGCCUGCCUACUGGGAUAUGUACUUCCCCUUGGGAUUAUACUUGGCUGUUAUUCUAAAAUUAGUUGUAAACUCUGUCAAAUUGCAAAGGAAAAUCCAAUAGCUGAAAAAUCAGGAACAAACAAGAAGGCCAUCAAUACAAUUAUUUUUAUCAUUGUUGUCUUUGUCCUCUGUCUCACUCCAUAUCACAUUGCCAUUAUUGUACACAUGAUUAAGAAGAUUGUGCUUGAAGAUAUUCCAUGCAGUGAUCAACAAAUCUUUCAGAAGACCCUCCAUUACACUGUGUUCCUGAUGAAUUUGAACUGCUGCUUGGAUCCUUUCAUCUAUUUCUUUGCAUGCAGAGGAUACAAAAGAACAAUCAUGAAAAUACUGAGACGUCAAGGGAGCAUUUCACUAUCAAGUGCAGUCAAAACAGUUCCUGAUGACAGCUCUCGUGAUAUUGGAAACACACAACUGGCUCCCCUUUCAACACCUUUAUAUGCUGAUUUAAAUUAUAAUUUACAUUAACAUUUGAAACAUACUUCCAGAAAUUGACAUUUGAAAUGUAAUUCCAGAAUCUCUAUUUCAGAAAAUUCUGGUAACAAUAAAAACCAUGAACUGUUUCUUUUUAAAAAAUGCUAAUAUUUUGAUUCUUCCAGGAAUGGAUGUUGAUGCAGUACAUGCAGCAACAAAAAAGAGAAUUGUCAUUUUAUUUGCUUCCCCCCCCCUUGAUUUCAUGUCAUGUGUUUUUCCACAAUGUUUUUAUCAUGGAAUUCAAGUAGGUUCUGUAUAUUUCCAUUUCUGAAUCUUAGUAACCCAGACAAGAGGGGUGAAUCACUUUAUGAACUAAGACUCAGACAGGAACAAAGUAAAAUUAAAUUGAAUGUCUGUAAAUAACUGGGCUCCAAUUCAUACACCCUUAACUCCUAUGACUGGCACAAACGCAAGGGACAAAUGCAGAGAAGAUACCUGGAAGGAAACAUGUAAAUAACCUUUGCUUUUUCAUAGAUAAUGAACUAUAUAAAAUAAUAAUCUCCAUUAAUUUACUUUCCCUAAGUCUUGCACUGUCUGUUUUAAAUUAUUUUCAACAUACUAUUAGGGAACAGCAAUCAAGCCCUCAAGCAAUUUAUUCCACACUGGUCCUAUUCUUUGUUUAUCUAUUCCAUAGUCAUUUUAGGAUAAUAAACCUUUGCCCAUGUAAGUCACUGGUAACCCCUGGGCCAAAAUGGACUGCCUUCAAGUCGAUCCCAACUUAUGGUGACCCUAUGGCUAGGGUUUUCAUGGUAAGCAGUAUUCAGAGGGGGUUUGCCAUUGCCUCCCUCU